UCCUUCCUCUGCCGAACCCUCAAAGUUGAGCAGGGCAAUUUGGUUUUGAUGCUGUGCCAGAACUCCUGCGACGAUGAGUUACUGGAACUCGGAGAAAAGGAACUGUGUGCAGUACCGCAGGCAUUUUCUGGUGGACAACAGCGUGUUUCAUGUUGAAAGAUGCAUGAGUGUAAUGCAGUCCGGGACACAGAUGAUCAAACUGAAGCGUGGGACCAAAGGGCUCGUCCGGCUCUUUUACCUGGAUGAGCACCGGACCCGCCUCCGAUGGAGACCCUCCAGGAAGAGUGAGAAGGCAAAAAUACUUAUCGACUCCAUUUACAAAGUCACCGAGGGUCGGCAGUCUGAAAUAUUCCACAGACAAGCUGAGGGGAACUUUGACCCCAGCUGCUGCUUUACCAUCUACCAUGGUAACCACAUGGAGUCCCUGGACCUCAUCACCUCCAACCCCGAGGAGGCCCGCACCUGGAUCACAGGCCUCAAGUACCUGAUGGCCGGCAUCAGUGAUGAAGAUUCCCUUGCCAAAAGGCAAAGGACUCAUGACCAGUGGGUGAAGCAGACCUUUGAGGAAGCUGAUAAGAAUGGUGACGGCUUAUUGAAUAUUGAAGAGAUACACCAAUUGAUGCAUAAACUAAAUGUCAACCUACCCCGAAGAAAAGUCAGACAAAUGUUUCAGGAAGCUGACACAGAUGAGAAUCAGGGAACUUUGACAUUUGAAGAGUUCUGUGUUUUUUACAAAAUGAUGUCAUUGAGACGGGACCUUUAUUUGUUGCUCUUGAGCUACAGUGACAAGAAAGAUCACCUAACUGUGGAAGAAUUGGCCCAAUUUUUGAAGGUGGAGCAAAAGAUGAAUAAUGUGACAACAGACUAUUGCCUUGACAUCAUAAGGAAAUUUGAAGUUUCAGAAGAAAAUAAGGCGAAAAACGUUCUUGGCAUAGAAGGCUUCACCAGCUUCAUGCGAAGUCCUGCUUGUGAUAUAUUUAACCCACUGCACCAUGAAGUGUACCAGGACAUGGAUCAGCCCCUGUGCAACUACUACAUCGCAUCCUCUCACAACACGUACCUGACUGGGGACCAGCUGCUCUCUCAGUCCAAGGUGGACAUGUACGCUCGGGUGCUACAAGAGGGCUGUCGCUGUGUGGAAGUUGACUGUUGGGAUGGCCCAGAUGGAGAGCCAGUCGUUCACCACGGUUAUACUCUCACUUCAAAAAUCCCCUUCAGAGAUGUUGUGGAGACCAUCAACAAGCACGCCUUUGUGAAGAAUGAGUUCCCGGUCAUACUGUCGAUCGAAAAUCACUGCAGUGUCCAGCAGCAACGGAAGAUUGCUCAGUACCUGAAAGGAAUAUUCCAGGACAAACUGGACCUGUCAUCCAUAGACCCAGGAGAGACCAAGCAGCUUCCAAGUCCUCAAAGUCUGAAAGGCAAAAUCCUAGUGAAGGGUAAGAAGCUGCCUUAUCACCUUGGAGAUGAUGCAGAGGAAGGGGAUGUCUCUGAUGAAGACAGUGCAGAUGAAAUUGAAGAUGAGUGCAAGUUCAAGCUCCAUUAUAAUAACGGGACCACUGAGCACCAGGUGGAGUCUUUCAUAAGAAAAAAACUGGAGUCACUGUUAAAAGAAUCUCAGAUUCGAGACAAAGAAGAUCCUGAUAGUUUCACAGUGAGGGCUCUACUGAAGGCCACGCAUGAAGGCUUACAUGCACACCUGAAGCAGCAUCCAGAUGUGAAGGAGAGUGGAAAGAAAUCACAUGGACGAUCCCUCAUGACCAACUUUGGAAAACAUAAGAAAACCACAAAAUCACAGUCUAAAUCUUACAGUACUGAUGAUGAGGAAGAUGCACAGCAGAAUCCUGGCAAGGAGAUAGGCCAGCUGUACAGGUUGGGUCGCCGGAGGAAAACCAUGAAGCUCUGCCGAGAGCUGUCGGAUUUGGUGGUGUACACAAACUCUGUGGCAGCCCAAGACAUCGUGGACGAUGGAACCACAGGAAAUGUGUUAUCAUUUAGUGAAACAAGAGCACACCAGGUGGUUCAGCAGAAAUCAGAGCAGUUCAUGAUUUAUAACCAAAAGCAACUCACAAGGAUUUACCCCUCUGCCUACCGCAUUGACUCCAGUAACUUCAACCCACUGCCCUACUGGAACGCAGGCUGCCAGCUAGUGGCACUGAACUACCAGUCUGAAGGGCGAAUCAUGCAGUUAAACCGAGCCAAAUUCAAGACAAAUGGAAACUGUGGCUAUGUCCUCAAACCCCAGCAAAUGUGCAAAGGUACUUUCAACCCUUUCUCUGGUGAUCCACUUCCUGCCAACCCCAAAAAGCAGCUCAUCCUGAAAGUGAUCAGUGGACAACAACUUCCCAAACCUCCAGACUCCAUGUUUGGAGACCGAGGAGAGAUCAUCGAUCCUUUUGUUGAAGUUGAAAUUAUUGGAUUGCCAGUAGAUUGCUGUAAAGAUCAAACCCGUGUGGUGGAUGACAAUGGAUUUAACCCUGUGUGGGAAGAAACCCUGACAUUUACAGUACACAUGCCAGAAAUAGCUUUGGUUCGGUUCCUUGUGUGGGAUCACGAUCCUAUUGGACGAGACUUCGUUGGGCAAAGAACUGUGACCUUCAGCAGCUUAGUGCCUGGCUACCGGCAUGUCUAUUUGGAAGGGCUGACAGAAGCAUCCAUAUUUGUCCACAUAACAAUCAAUGAAAUCUUUGGAAAGUGGAGCCCUUUAAUACUCAACCCCAGUUACACUAUAUUGCACUUUCUAGGAGCUACAAAGAACAGACAGCUCCAAGGUCUGAAGGGACUGUUCAAUAAGAAUCCCAGGCACAGUUCUUCAGAAAGCAAUUCCCAUUAUGUGCGGAAGCGAUCGAUUGGAGAUCGGAUUCUGCGCCGCACGGCCAGCGCGCCAGCCAAAGGCAGGAAAAAGAGCAAAAUGGGCUUCCAGGAAGUGGUGGAGGUAAAGGACUCCGUGUCCGAGGCUGCAAGGGAUCAGGAUGGUGUUGUGAGGAGGACCACGAGGAGCCUGCAGGUGCGCCCGGUCUCGAUGCCUGUUGACAAGUGCUUUCUAGGGGCUUUGUCGCUGCCUGUGUCCGAAACAGCAAAAGACACCGACGGGAAAGAAAACUCUCUGGCAGAAGAUGAGGAUGGCAGCAGAAAUGGGAAGGCAAGUAUAAAAGAUCAACACUUUCCACAUUUCAGCAAAAAGUUGUCCUCUUCCUCCAGCGCUCUCCUCCACAAAGACAUCAGCCAAGGGGACUCUGCUAUUUCUACUACCAAGAUGUCAAUCACAGAACAGGAGGGAGUGCCAGGUCCCAAGGGUGGGAGAACCAAACCAACAGUGUCAGGUGAUGGCCAGGAACACCGAUGCCGCAACAAAUCCCUCUCCCCAAAGAAGCAUUUGGCUCUUAAUCCUGCAGUUAACCUAGCGCAUGAUCGGUAUGGUGUGAAAACUAAGGAGAACGGGAAUACCGGGGGCUUUGUGGAAGGGAAAAGCACCUUGUCAGGAAGCAUCCUUUCUCAGAGCGAUCUGGAGAUUAAAAACGUGGAUGGUAAUUGCGGUAAGGGUCCAGCUACAACAUCCUUUUCUUUGUCAGACGUCUCUACGCUCUGUCCUGACACACCUGACUUACAUUCUACCGAGAUUCUGCAGGAGAGUGACAUUUCCCAUCUUAUCGACAAUGUCACUUUAACGAAUGAGAACGAGCCGGGCAGCUCCAUCUCAGCACUGAUUGGCCAGUUUGAGGAGACCAGGGAUCAGGCUAACCUCACAGUUGUUUCUCCUCUUCAUGGCACCCGUAUGAGGUCAGACCAUCCUCCCUUGCCCACCAUGGACCUAAAAAUGCCCUUCCAGCAUGACUUUCCCAAGGGAAAACCCAAGGCAUCCUUACUCUGCUCAACUCCUGAGCGGAUUGCAUUCUUAAGUCCUGAGGCCUCUGAACGCUCAACACACACAGUGGUUUGUGAAACUACCUGCACUCCUAACGUCUCUAAAGCCAAACUAGAUGAUGACCCUUCUGCUAAGGCCAAGACAGGGGCCACGGAGAGCAACCUGCCAUGUUCCUCUAACACUUCUCACUGCUGGUUACCAAAAAGUCCCACCGAUGGGAAAGACUGGGAAAUCCUGAAGAACAGCCUUGCCCCUUCCCCCGACCUGACCCUGGGAGACGGAAUAGCUGACCCCACACUCUGUCUAAUUUCUGGGGAGAGCAGUCUUGUGGAAAUCGAUGGAGACUCAGAAAAUCUGUCUAUAACCACCUAUGAUUAUAGGCGAGAAGGCACAAGUCCCCUUGCUUCUCCUUUCCAACUGAAGUACAGCCGGGAUGUGGUGGACCAUUUCCAAAGAGGCUUGAGAAACGGCUACUGCAAAGCGACUCUCCACCCCCCUGUCUCAGAAAUAUUCAACACCAGUCAAGAUGUCAAAAAUCAAAGUCGUUCUUGUCGAGCCUAUCAGGGUGCUGGUUUUAUGCACAAGCACUUCUCCAAUUCAGAUGCAAAAAUGAACCAGACCUGUGUGCCCCCGUCUGGUGCCCAAGACUUGCAUGCCCCUGUGCCCAAGCAGCCCCAGCAGCCUCCUCUGUCUGUUCUGAAGCUGCCCAGUCCUUGCAAAUCCAAAAGCCUGGGGGACUUAACGUCGGAGGACAUCGCCUGCAAUUUCGAAAGCAAGUACCAGUGUAUCAGUAAGAGUUUUGUGACAACGGGCAUCCGAGACAGGAAGGGUGUGGCUGUGAAGACACAGUCGUUAGAGCCUAUGGAUGCCCUGACCGAGCAGCUGCGGAAACUCGUGUCCUUGGAGCAGGAAGACAGCUGCCAGGUGCUGUAUGCAAAGCAGGAUGCCAAUCAGCUCCCCAGGGCGCUGGUCAGAAAGCUGUCAUCCAGGAGUCAGAGCAGAGUACGCAAUAUUGCCAGCCGGGCCAAGGAGAAGCAGGAAGCCAACAAGCAAAAGGGUGUGAACCCCACCCACGUGGGUGGAGUGGUUCUUCGAAACAAGCCCACGGCGCCCGUGCCCGCGGGGAACCGGCACUCCACGGGCUCCUACAUAGCCGGCUACCUGAGCAACGCCAAGGGCAGCGGCGUGGAGGGCCGGGGCAUCCCCGAGGGCGCAUGCACAGCCCUGCACGCAGGCCACACCGAUCAGCUUUGUUCGGAUCAUUCUGUUUUGCAGACAGAGCCAAGCAGCGAUGAUAAACCAGAAAUUUAUUUUCUUUUGAGACUGUGAGUUACAGAACGCCGCAUUUUCCAUGUUUACAAGGUAUUCUGCAGGACUGUCAAGAGUUUUCAGUAAACAGGGUCCUUGGCUUUGAAAUGAUUUGGACAGGUAUUUUUAAACUUGUGUUUUGGUCUCCCUUUGACUCCAUGAGUUCUUCCUGCGUUUAUGUAUAGAUUUGGGUGGCACUCCCCACGCACCUAUAUGAUCUUUCUCCCCUGUGGUGUAAACUCUGUCGGUAUGAAAUAUGUGCAUGCCCUACAUGCGAACCUUCUCAGUGGCUUGGGUGACAGUGUACGUAUGUUUCACCUCUAAUCACAGUCACCAAUGUAGUCAUUUUCACUCUCUAACCUGAGUUAGCUAAGAAGCUUUGCAAAGGACGGAGGGAUGAAUUCUUUAUUUUAAAGCCAUUGUCAUCGUUCCUAUUUUUCCUCCUUUGUUGAGAAGCCCAGAUGCGUUUUUACAACUCGGUUAAAAGGUGGUUAAAAUAGUUACCUUACCUUUUAAGAUUUCUCUCCCCCAACCAGAAUAAGAGUUCUGGUAGCUACUCCCCACAAGACCCUCUCAUUUUACAGCAGGCGGUGAGGGGGUGGAAUAAAGCAAACUCCUGUAUAUAAGGACAAACUUGUUUGUUUUACAUAAAUUUUGUUACAUAUUUUUGCUAAUGGCUUUGUAUGUAACAAGAACACAGUUGCCAAGCUGUUUGUUGUACUUUUGAAUUUCCUGAUUAAAGUAUAGGCUGCAAAUAAUGGCUUUCAGAAUGAGGGACUUCCAGACGCUAACAAUGGUAGCAGAAAUUGAAAACUUCCCCCAAAGCUUUUGAGAAAAAAUACCCCCACAAAACUUUAUCCUAAUAAAACCCAAGUGAAUAGAUAAUUAGAAGAAAUCUUUUCCUUCAGGGAGCCAAGUAACUAUAUUUUAGUACCAACAUACAUUAUUUUCACUGUGAAUCCAUUUUUUAUUGCAUGUUCAGAUGUCUCUCUUUGCUUUUUUGUAACAUUCACUGCAAUGAUGUUCUCCAGGAAUUCAUGAAAAUAUAA
Myotis lucifugus (little brown bat) is the source of this 6219-nucleotide messenger RNA. It is a transcript of the gene PLCH1, whose product is annotated as phospholipase C eta 1. The transcript is spliced from 24 exons. Lineage: Eukaryota; Metazoa; Chordata; Mammalia; Chiroptera; Vespertilionidae. The record is from RefSeq and is a predicted model, not a curated record. Bases 74 to 5191 code for a protein of 1705 amino acids. Gene Ontology annotation, biological process: phosphatidylinositol-mediated signaling; lipid metabolic process. Gene Ontology annotation, molecular function: phosphatidylinositol-4,5-bisphosphate phospholipase C activity; calcium ion binding.